Messenger RNA from Microdochium trichocladiopsis, 1961 nucleotides. RefSeq lists its product as uncharacterized. The record is from RefSeq and is a predicted model, not a curated record. NCBI's taxonomy places the organism in Eukaryota, Fungi, Ascomycota, Sordariomycetes, Xylariales, Microdochiaceae. Bases 61 to 1608 code for a protein of 515 amino acids. The transcript is spliced from 2 exons.
CAGCAAAAUGCUAUCGUUGGACCCCUCAAGCCUGGCAUAUGAAGCUGCUUCUUGUACACCAUGCCGUCCUCAAUUCGCCUCAGUGACGAGAUUUACGUUCGCAUCUUGGACAAGCUCACCCUCUCCGAAGUAAACAGCGCGCGCCUAGAGGCAGAGAACAGACUCAGGCGCGUGACGCUGUCGCGAAUCUGCCUAGUCUCUCGCAACCUGCGCCGCUUGGCCGAGCCGUUGCUCUACCACCACCCAUGGCACCCAAACGGCGGAUUGCUCACGACCCUUUGCAGCCGACCAGCACUGGGAGAGCGCGUGCGGCACAUCACCUUUCGCGAACAGGCCCUGGCUCCGCCGGAUCCGAUGAUGAAGUCGAUCUUGUUGGCCUUUCACGGUGCCACAGUCCGGGAGAUAGCCAGGGCUAAGUACCGCUGGCCGGAACUCGACGCGCUCCUAGACGAUGUCUUGAAGGCUAGGGUCUCGCAGAUCUACCGUCGUGGAGAGACCGAGGCGCUAUUGCUGCUGAUGAUACUGGUCGUAACGCCAAACGUCGAGACCCUCGUUCUAUCGCGCUUGCUGUUCGACUCUUCCCAGGCUCUCUCCCUGCUCUUCACUCUGUGUAGCAACCGGAUUACAGCAUCGGAGAAUGAUAGCGUAGAGCCUUUUGGGCCUCUGCGCAAGCUCUACUCUAUCAGCACGAGCGGUAUUGCAGACAAUGAUGUCCCAGACACCGUCCGAGAAAGCAAGAAUGCCAGGUCGUUCAUCUUCUUUCCACGGCUCCAGAGCUUCUCAGCAUCCUGUCUGGACUGGGCACCUAGCAGACGGCCAGCCAGAAACGGUCACGAUGAUAACAACAGCGACAACGCGAGAGAAGUCACCCAAAUCAACGAAGAAAGCCACACCAGUGAGGAAUUACCAGGCCCGCCCAUGACUGGCGCACACCCGAAUCUGAGACACCUCGCGCUGCUUGACUCGAGCUUCGUAUCGCCCACUGCCGUUCGCGAGAUCCUUGUCGUCUUCCCGAACCUGCAAAGCCUCCUCCUACACUUCUUUGUACAUCACGACCCCUCCAGCCAUGUAACGCCGCAGCUUGAUUUCGCCCAGCUCGGCAACGUCCUGAGGGAGCCUGGUGCGCGCCAGCUGCGUCGUCUCGAGCUCGAGCACACCGCUGCGGACACGGCGGACGGGCGGUUUGAGGAACUAGGCAGAGGGUUCAUCGGGCCACUGCGCAACGAGCUGACAUCACUUGAGCAGCUGCGUAUCCCACUCGCGUCGCUAGCUGGCGUGCGGCCCAAAGCGCUGGACCUGUGCGAGAUGCUGCCGCCGAGUCUGCGGUGGUUAUGGACGAGCGUGACUAUCACGGGGGACAGUGACGCUCAUGUGCAGGCAAUAUUCCGGAUGCUCAAUCAGGCAGCGGCGAAGCUGCCGCUGCUGGAAUGGGUGAUGGUCAGGUUCCCUCGGUCUCACAAUGCCGUUCUGUUCUUCAUGUCUAAUGACUUUGCUGUUGCUACGGUUGGGAAGCGGCAUGCGUUGUUUCGGAAGAAGGUUGUGUCUCCAGUGCGCACGCCGCCAGGCUGGGAGCAUGAACUACUAGAGACCGAUGUUUGGAUGCCAUAAGAUGAGAAUCUAUGGAAGUGAUGACAAAGAUUACAAAUACGCUCUAUGUUUCUUGUCCAUGUGUGAGCUUGGACCUCCCAUCUUGAAAAGUUAUAUAUCCAACAAGCAAUGCGUAGGAACGAAGUGAAAAUAUGCUAAAAAGAAAAACGAAGGGGCGGAGGGCUCCAUGGUAGCCUUUGGACCUUUGAGACUGGUCUUUCGGUAACCUGUGCUUUUGACCUUCUGUGGACGAUAAGAGUCGGAGGAGGGGGGUUGAUCGUAGACAGUUGCGAAGGGGGCAGCGUGUUCCCCGAGAAGGCUGCGACAUGAGCUGUACUCUCCUGAGGAACUAUCAGAACAGAGAAGUUGUUGGG